UUGGAUCUUCUAUAUUCAGAAUGUUUACCUGCACAGUUAGGUUCAGCUUCAGUUACAGCCUGAUCAUAAAUGUUCUUCCUUGAGCUGCGUCACCCCACAGCAGUCCGUAAUAGACUGGCCUAAGGUCUCGCUACAAACAAUCGGCUGCUGGAAGAGAGUAGGUGAGUUGUGUUUAGUCUCUUUGCUAAAAUAAUCAGGCAAACUUAAAAAGAUGUUUGGUGGCUAGUGCUACAGCUGGGACCCUAUAUGUACUGUUGAUGAAGUUAGGUGCUGUUCUGAGAAUUAUUUGUGGCUAUAGAGUGUUUUUUUGGUUGAGGUUUGUUCAUGGCUCCUCAGACUGCUGUGUAUUGCUGUCCUGCAGUCUUAACUAAAGUUGGUAUAACUAGAGAAGCAAGCGGUCGGCAACAUUCAUCUCUCAAGGGGGUGUCUAACUCGGUGUUACAGCGUGUUUGACCCUAAAUUAAUUUUAUGCCGGAAUAUCCCUUUAAAUGGACUCCCGUCCUUGUCUAUGUUAACAAACACAGAGUAACAAUCAAGUUAUUUGCUUAAGUACAUCCAUCUUUGCUACGAUAGGUGGUGACAAGCCCUUUUAGCUUAUUAAUCUCUUCCGUCAAGCCUUGUGGUUGACUUAUGUCAUGUACCAAAACGGUUGACAAACAAGUUAGCAAGGGGAUAACAGGUUGUAUGUCAGACAAUGAAAACAUCGACAGUCCUUUCAUACUUAACGUCUUUGAUAUGAAACACUUCUAAAUCUGUCUUCUGGAUCAGGGCUGGCCAGUCACUAACAUACAAAGUUUUAUCCUGAUGUGUGUCACAGUAAACGACGAUCAAAGACAUGACUACAGUGCCCCCCAACAGAAAGUCUAGCAUUAUUUAUAUUUUGCUCUAAAAUGUGUUUUUCCACGGCAUCAAUGAUGUUGACGAUUGAGAGCACACAGUGUUCUUUCAAAUCAGCACUUUCAGGAUGGUGAACUAAAAGACAAUAAGUGCAUCAUUUCUGCUGUGAAGUCUCACUGUUGACCUUUUAGCAAAGUCACUCACAGUUGAAAUAACAUUGGAGUUCAAACAGUAAGGGACAUGAAGUUGAUCAUUUUAAAGACACUGAUUGGAUUUUGUAACUUAAUAUUACAUUACUGACAUUAUAUAACUCUAUAUUGAUAAAAGAGCAGGUGUCAAGAGCUUAAAAUGAAAUCUGUUAACUUUUCUACAAUUUUUGACUUGGUUAUAACAACACAUGUGUUCUGAGGGAUCUAAAAUUGGCAUGUUUGCCCAAAAGUUAGUUUUUGAUGUGUGAGCUUAAAAAUAAUUACAAGUGACGCUAAUCUGCUGUCAAGAUGAGCUGUUGGAAGUUCGAAUUGAGUUAGAGUUGCAUAUUGUGCACAUUUCUCAUCAUAUUUUUAUUGAAAAAGGGGGAAAGGAGUGGGUGUUAUGUUGAAUUGAUUGAUGAGGAUUUCGAACAUCUGUGUACACAUCAUUAUUCUGAGUAUUGAAUGUCUUCACACAUGUCUGGAGGGGUCUUUUGGGGCAAGAUUAGACCAUUAAAUGGCAUGUUUACCCAAAAAAGGAGUUUUUGAUGUGUGAGCUCAAAGAUAAUUACAGAUUUAGUCAAUCUGUUGGAGUUAUUUUCUGAAAUGUGGGGUUCUUGGAGUGCAAAACAGACCCAGCUGCUCCACUGUCACAAAUUACUAUUUUUCCUCUGACAAAUUAACCAGUGGUUUUCAGAUCUGAGUGUGAUGUUUCUCUUUUGCAUGGCGUGGGAGGGAGAGAAAAAAGUUCCCACGUUAUCUGACAAACCUGCAGAGCAACAUCAGGCCAUAAUUACACACUCAGAGCCUAUUAAACACACAAACGGAUGAGGAGAAGAAAUACACUGUUUGCACCUGAGGGCAAACUGAUAAAGCUCAAACCUCACUUUCUUCCUCCUCUGUUUCAACCACAAACACACACACACGAGCUUUAUCUGUCAUCGGGCUUUAAUCCUCCUGAGGGCAAAUCAGAAACAAACUCCAGGGGUCAGGAGAAGGAGAGAGAGGGAGGGAAAAUCGUUGAAGGGCAAAAACAUUAGAGACCAACCCACUGCGUGUUGAGUCCUGCCCCGCUCUGUUUCCCACAUCACACUCACAUGUCGCUGAGGUGCAGAGACCCACCGAGUCCGAGUCCUCCGCGAGAUCUACUUUGACCAGAGACUAUCUACACAUUUCUACAGGUGCGUGCAAAAGUUUCUUACACUUAUAUAUUUUCGAGUUUGGUUCGUAGAGGUGCGCUUAAAAUGCGCGUGUGCCGCUCAGUUUGACAUUUACACAAACUUUAAAGUCAAUUUAAGCGCCAGUAUGAAAUUUUCACCGUAAAUUGUGUUUAAAGACUAUUUGUCACUGCAUGCACUUGAGCUGACACUGUAAUCAAUACCGGAUAUUAGUGUCAAGAUAUUAAAACCCAGUAAAAAACAAUCAUAUCUGUUGGAGUCAAAUCAGCCGAUUUAAAAGAUGCACAAUGUGGUGUGUUACAUGAAUGCAGCUCCAGUUUAACGUCAAUGUGGAUAUUUUCAUUUAAUUCUUGCACACUUCAGUUGAUACCAGGUUUCUCUUAAAAGAAUUUAUAAAAAAUAUAUAAUCAUGUUGUCUGUGGGAGUUAAAUCAGCCGUUUUGCUUCCUUGAAAAGCUGUGAUGUAUUUAAAGUUGAAUAAAUGCCACCGUUUAAAUGUCAAUAUGGAUAAUUUAGACGUUUUAAAAUUACUUUGUUAGUUUUCUUUUUUACAAUGUAGGCUACUUGAUCCUGAAUGUCAGUGUAACAAUACCACAAACAAAAUCAAUCAUGUUUGUAGGACUUAAAUCAGCCGAUUUGAACACUUGAAACCAUAUGUAAUAUAGUAAGUUAUGUGAGUGCAGCUCUAGUAGCAACACCAAUAUUGAUAGUUCUGAAAAAAUAAACCCACAUCUUUAUUUUUUUUAAACCCAAUUGAUGCUUGAUGUCGGUUUUACGAUUCAGUCAAUCAAAAAUGUUCAUAUGAGUUGAUUCCGUCGGUUUGUACUCUGAAAAAAACGUGCGUAAAAAUGCUCCAAAAUCUCUCCAGUGAGUCAAUUUCUUGCACUUUUUGUCCCUUAUCUCUUACACUUUUUGUAACGUGGGUUUGCACGGUCACGGGCAGCAUAACGCUUUGUCAUUCUCUGUUUAGACUUCUGUGUUAUUUAUUUCCCUCUCUUUUAAGUCCAACUCCUCAGACGGUCAUGUUCGCCUGGUUCUUAAUCUUUCUCAUAGAUUUGAUCGUCGUGUGUGAUCACUUUGAUGUGUGUUUACUAUACGACAAGGUUCCCAACUAAUUAAACUGCAUUUCCUGUCUUUCAUUAUCAAGUUUUCCAUGUUAAUUCUCCUCUGUCUGUUUCAGGCUCGCUCUCAUCGCCUCCUAGUGCCCAACCAGGGGAUUGGAAAGAUGUGAUUUUGGGAGAGAAAAUUCCAAACACAGGAAACUCUUUUACAAAGCAACAAAAGGAGAACCUUGUCUGUGUGAAUUUCUCUCUGCUUCUGUUUGUUUAAGCUUUCAACACAAAAAUGCACCUCCAGAGGACUAAAUAACUCCUUCUCUGUGGAUCUAGCGUUUUAAAAAGAAGAAGAAGGAGGAAAAGAAGAAGAAGGGACGUUUUUUUCUUGAAGCUCUAAAAAUGUCCACAGAGUCUUUUCAAGCCGCUUACGCUGCUGCAGCUCCGUCAGCCGUCCCCUUACCCCCCUCCACAGGAAACUUGCUGAGGAUGUUUCGGGAGUACCAGAGCAAUGCGGUCAUCAUCGAGCACUACAACUACACGGGCAAGCUGGACGCGAAAAAGUACAAAGAGGGGCUGACUCCAGAGGCCAUCAUCUUCUUGCUGGUCUGCCUCCUCAUCGUCAUGGAGAACUCGGUGGUUCUUCUGGCGAUCUGGAAGAAUAAGAAGUUCCACCUGCCCAUGUACUAUUUACUGGGGAAUCUGACUCUGUCUGACCUGCUGGCGGGGUUCACCUACAUGGUCAACAUCAUCACAUCUGGUGCCAACACCUUAAACAUGACCCCAGUGCUGUGGUUCCUCAGAGAGGGGGGCGUGUUCAUCAUGCUGGCUGCCUCGGUCAUCAGCCUGCUCGCCAUCGCCAUAGAGCGUCACGUUACCAUGGUGAGAAUGAAGCCGUAUCAAGGGGAUAAACAGGGGCGGAUGUUUGCUUUGAUUGGGGCAAGCUGGGUCCUAUCAGUGCUCCUUGGGAUCCUUCCAGUCCUGGGAUGGAACUGUAUCGGACAGCUGGACCGCUGCUCCACUGUCCUCCCGCUCUACGCCAAAAGCUACGUCCUCUUCUGCAUCACCAUCUUCAGCGCCAUCCUCAUGUCCAUUGUGGUGCUCUAUGUGAGGAUUUUCCGCAUCGUCAAGUCCAACACCCAGCGCCUGGCGACGGUCCCACACCGCAAAGGCCUCUACAAGAAGUCCCAGAAGUACAUGGCCCUCCUGAAGACCGUCACCAUUGUCCUGGGGGUCUUCAUCGCCUGUUGGUUGCCCCUCUUCAUCUUCCUCCUCUUGGAUUUCUGCUGCCCAGCCAAUGGGUGUGCAGUGCUCUUCAAAGCAGACUACUUCCUGGGCAUCGCUAUGUUCAACUCCCUCCUGAACCCGAUCAUCUACACGCUGACCAGCAAGGACAUGAGGAGGGCCAUCCUCAGGCUGCUCUGCCGGCCGUGCCUCCUGACCAAAGACGGGCAGGUGAAGAAGAUCGGGAUGCCCUUCCUGGAGUGCAGCACAAGUAAAACAGACGCAGCCUCGCACAGACUGGAGGGGCUGGAGACCACAGUGUCCUCCGGGAACUUUACCCCCUCUACUAUCAAAGCUAUUUACCCACGGAUGUCUAAAACAUGACACAGCAAAACAUGAGAAACUGAGACUCAAAACAGGACUUGGUUGUUUUUUUUCCAGACCUGCAUGAGGGCUGUGGGCGCUGCAGGUCUUGUGUUGCACUCUGUCAGAUUAGUUUUUUAAGUAAACAGAAUAAGCUCGAGUCAUUCAUGGAUUAUCAAACAGACCUGAGCACAGACGUGGAAAAGGUCUCCCCCCUCCACAAACACAGGAGCAAAACCUCUGUGUGGAAGUGACACAAAACAACAACAAAUGUUUCAGCUGGUUUAUGCAUGGAAAUGUUGAGGUCAUGUUGUCUUUCUCUGAGUCGUCUUGUAAUUCCUUGUCUCAUUUUUGUGUCUUGUUGUGCUUGUUUUGUGUGUUUCCCUACUGUUGCACAUCAUUUUGUCUGAUUUGAAUGUCAAGUUUUGCGUGUCUUCAGGACUAGUUUGCAUCAAUACUUGGUUUUGUGUUGUUCUUACAGUUGUUAUGAGGGAGCUGUCUGCCACUUCUUCCUUGAGUUGCAUCUUUUUGCGGUUGUGUUGUGUCUCCGUCACCAUUUUAGUCACUCAGAGGUUGUUUUUCGUCUCUUGGUUUUCAGUUUAUACCUCGUGAAGUUCCUUCUGUUAGCUUAGCUGAAGUUUUUUCUUCUGCUUGUCAUCUUUUUACAUCCCUAGGUGGUCAUUGUGCACAUUUUUGUUGCAUCUUUUUGUAGUUGUUAAUCUUUUAUCAUUCUAGUCCCUUUGUGGAUUCUUUGUUGUCUUUUGCAUCUGUCUUUGGGUCACUUUGCACAUCGUUUUAAAGCAGUUAGGUAUCAGUCAGUCCAUUUUUACAUAUUUGUGAAGUCAUAUUCCAUCGUUGCAUCUAUUAUUCAUGGGAUUUACACCUCUUUUAGAGUUUUUUGUGCAACAUUUAACUUUUUGCAUCUGUUUUUCGCAGUAUUUUCUAGAUAUUUUCCAGCUGUUUUUGUGUCUUUGUGGACAUUACAUGAUAGUUUUAUUAGUGGUAGUUGUUUUGUCUUUUUUAUCCCCCAUGUUUUUUCAUCUUUCUUGCUGUAACCGUCAUCUCUUGCGUCCUUUUGUCUUUUUAUUAUGUUUUUUUUUGCAGUUGUUUCUUUUCUUUCUGUGGUCUCUCUUUGUAUGAUUGUUAUGUUGUGUCCUUUUGUAGUUGUUCUGUGUCACUUUGUGGUAAGUGGGGGGGCGUCAGUCUCUACACAGAAAACUUCCAAGUAAUCCAUUCAAAACUCAUUAGAUGUCUGUGAUGGUUUUAGAGCAUUUUUGGCACAUUUUUCUGUAACAACAUUUGUGAAAAAGAGAAAUGUCUGUGCCUUAAUGGUGUGUGUCUGUUGCCUGUGAAAAAGCCUCUUGCAGACACUCAAACAGGCCACUUCUCAGCAGGGGAUAAAUCCUCCAGAGGAAAACAAACAUUACAUUUCAUUUUUAAGUUUUUGCUUCUGCUGAAAAAUCAAACUGAGGACUUUGUGCAAAUAUGCAAACAAUUAUGACAUGGGGAUAAAUCUCAUGCAGCCCAACAGGAGAUUUAUCCUCAUGUCCUCUCCCUGCGGAGCGUAUAAUGACAUGUUGUUACAAACAUGGAGCAUCCACACCCAAAAGCUGCCGCCAAGACCGUGUAAUUUCUGCCAUGUGAGUUUUGGUCAGCUGCAUUGUGGGUAGAGGUCUCCUCAGUGGAGAUCAGAGGCUCAGCGGCCAAGAGACGCGUCACAGUCAGGGUUUGAGUCGAGCGGUUAGCAGCUUUGGAGGUCCUUUUGACUUAUGUAGCGACACAUGAUGAAUGACUACCAGCAGUUAAACUUGACAGAGGAUGUUUUCUGACGCCUCCUGGUUUUAAUGAGCGUCAGUGAUUAGGUUUCAGCUCGAGGAUGAACUCCACAGUCUGCAGAGAAAGUUCAUCGUGAAAUCUUCUAUUCCUGUGAAUAAUAGACUCCGCCCACUCAUCAGAAACCCGUUGAAGCUCAGAGGCGUGCGUGGGCUUCAAGGACAUUUGGGGAUUUCAUUAAGGUCACAGCGACAUUAACAUGAACACUUGAAACAGAGUGGUUUAUUGUACAUUAAUGUAAAGACAAAUAAAAUCUAUUUACUGAUUUUUUUAGUUACUUUGUAAAUAUAUAAAUAAAUGUAAUCAUUUCUGAGCUGCAGUUUGUAUUUGUGUUAAAAACCUCACUUAAAUUAUGAUGCCAGUUUUAUACCUGCACUGAAUAAAAACAUGAAUGAAGUUUACACAGAAAACUGUCCGUGGUUCAUUUACUUCCUGUUUCUAUCCUAAAGAUUUUUUUUGGAAUAAUUUUUUUGAUUGAAACUUUUUUAAUACUUAAAAAAAGUUGACUGUACAUUUAGCAACCACUCCUUAUCAUCAUUACUAUUCUGCUUAUACACAGGGUGAAUGGUUAUUUUGUUUGUUUGUUUUGAGGCAUUAUUUUUUUUUCCUGAAUUCUGACAUAAAAAGGUCAAAAUGAAUAAAAUCAAACGGUGUACAAUCAUUGUAAUACAAAGAGAUUUUUCUUCCUACAUCCUGACUUUUUCUCAGAAGUCUGACUUUAAUCUUUGUUGUAAUGUUAAACAGUCUUCUCUAUGAAAACAGUCCCCAUGUCUCAAAAGGUGACCUGAGUCAAUACUGUGACUCGCACUGUGUCGAGCAACGCCAAUGACAUUCUGUCGAUGAUUUUCUGUCACGACGGACAAUAAUUUUUUCUGAAUGUGAAAGGAUAAAAAAUAAAGGUAAUGUGUAAAUGAU
Xyrichtys novacula (pearly razorfish) is the source of this 7589-nucleotide messenger RNA. The record is from the annotation of a GenBank genome assembly. NCBI's taxonomy places the organism in Eukaryota, Metazoa, Chordata, Actinopteri, Labriformes, Labridae.